This is a messenger RNA of Pocillopora damicornis (cauliflower coral), 597 nucleotides long. RefSeq names its product VIP36-like protein. Gene Ontology annotation, molecular function: D-mannose binding. The record is from RefSeq and is a predicted model, not a curated record. NCBI's taxonomy places the organism in Eukaryota, Metazoa, Cnidaria, Anthozoa, Scleractinia, Pocilloporidae. Gene Ontology annotation, cellular component: Golgi membrane; COPII-coated ER to Golgi transport vesicle; endoplasmic reticulum-Golgi intermediate compartment. Gene Ontology annotation, biological process: endoplasmic reticulum to Golgi vesicle-mediated transport.
AUGCCUACACACUGCUGCGUUCCAGGAUGCACCAAAGAAGGCUAUCGCAAAGAGCAUGGGUCGAAAGUGUCGUACUUUCAAUUUCCUAGAGAAAAAAUAGUAAAGAAGAAAUGGAUACAGGCCAUCAGGCGAGACGAAGGAAAAGACUUUAAAAUAUCCGACUCAACAAAGGUCAAUUCCAGACAUUUUAGAAAUGAAGAUCUAAAAAAGACUCUUGCGGGGAAAAUAUGUCUAAAACCUGGCGCCAUACCUUCGAUAUUUUCCUGGAUUCGCACGUCGCCUCGCAAGAGGAAACCACCGACAGAAAGGAACGUUUGCGAGCCAGUGGCGUCGAUUGCCACUGUUUCUAGAUCGAAUGCAUCUGCCGAGAGUGUGGUGGAUUUUGAUUUGGAAGAAAAAGUGGAAGUAAGUAUCGGUUUGACUACCAGUGUUGUUGAGAAUCAGAAUAUAAUCUUGCCAGAAAAGGAAUGUUAUGAUUUGACGGAAACCAUCACAAACAAAAACAAAAGAAUUGAAGAAUUAGAACAAGAAAUCAAUGACAUUAAAUUGCGAUUAGAAAAUGCUCAGCGGCAAAUCACAAACCUUACAAAGAAAUAA